GGAGUGCGGCUAGGGUUUCUCCCACUCACAGUCCCCUCUUCUCUUUCUCCAACCCCUCGCCGCCGCCGCAGCCAAAACCCCUCCUCCCCUCUCCUCAUCUCGUAUUCGAAUGGCAUCCCUGUCCAUCCGGCGAAGCUGCUAGUUCGUUCGUCUAAUUUCCCCCCGAAUAACUUGUUCAUCUACCACAACCCCGCAUCUCCGGCACCGCCGACAUGUCGACCCUUAAUCCGUUUGACAUCCUCGGGGCCGACGACAACGACGACCCCUCGCAGCUGCUCGCUGCGGCGGCAGCGGCAGCGCAGAAGGCCGAGGCGAAGAAGCCGGCGGCGGUGCCUGCUGGAAAGGCGGCUCCCGCGGCUGCCAAGUUGCCGACUAAGCCUGCUCCCCCGGCACAGUCUGUGAGGGAUGCAAGGAGCGGUGGUGCGCCAUCGCGUGGAGGAUUUGGCCGUGGUGAACCUGGCCGCGGUAGAGGCGGGAGGGGAUAUGGCCAGAACCGUGACUUUGGUGGCGAGAACAUGAAUGGCUACCAGGGAGGGUACGGUGGUGCAGGUUUUGGAGAUGGCGCUGUAUCUGGUGGUGGAGAUGGGGACAGGGAGAGAGGCCCCCGCCCCCCAUUCCGUGGAGGUGGAGGUAGGCGCGGUGGCUACCGAAACGGUGAGUAUGGUGAUGACUCAGAGAGGCCACCUCGGAGAAAUUAUGAGCGCCACAGUGGUACUGGCCGAGGCUUUGGGAUGAAACGUGAUGGUGCAGGCCGUGGGAACUGGGGGUCUUCCACUGAUGAAGGUCUCGCACAGGAAACUGAUGAAGCUCUUAAGAUUGAGGACAAUGCUCCCAUUGCCGAGAAGCAGGAUGAGCAUGAUGAUCCUCCAACAACAGAGGAGAACAAAGAUAACAAAGAUGUUGCUGCAAAGGAGGAGGAAGAGAAUGAAGAGGAUAAGGAGAUGACUCUAGAGGAGUUUGAGAAAAUAAGGGAGGAGAAGCGGAAAGCACUACUUGCACUGAAGACUGAAGAAAGAAAGGUUGAACUUGAUAAGGACCUGCAGUCUCUGCAGCCACUCUCUACGAAGAAAGCCAAUGAUGAAAUUUUCAUCAAAUUGGGUUCUGACAAGGAUAAGAAGAAGGAAAGUGCUGAGCGCGACGAGCGUGCCAAGAAGUCGGUGAGCAUCAACGAGUUCCUGAAGCCUGCUGAAGGAGAACGGUACUAUGGCGGCCGUGGUCGUGGAAGGGGCGGCCGCGGGGAUCGUGGCGGGUUCAGAGGCGGAUAUGGCGGGGGCGGAUACCAGCGUGGACCAGCUGCCCCAUCCAUCCAGGAUCAAGCGGAGUUCCCGACCUUGGGAGGAAAGUGAAGGUCGCAUGCUGUCUUCUGAACCGCAUUGUCUUUACCGGUGGUGUCGCCUUUAAAUUUUGCCCGACGUUGAAUUAUUGUGUCACGGUUAAUCGGAACCAAUAAUGGUUUGUUGCAUGUGCCUUUCUUUCACCGUGUGUUACUCGACUUUGUAUACCGGAGUUGAUUGUCGGAAUUAGCCUCUAGUUUUGUAGGCUUUGUCUUAAUUUUUGGGUUAAAAGCGUAAUUUCUUGCA
This is a messenger RNA of Brachypodium distachyon (stiff brome), 1580 nucleotides long. Its product is annotated as RGG repeats nuclear RNA binding protein A. Gene Ontology annotation, molecular function: RNA binding. Bases 213 to 1346 code for a protein of 377 amino acids. The transcript has 6 exons. The record is from RefSeq and is a predicted model, not a curated record. NCBI's taxonomy places the organism in Eukaryota, Viridiplantae, Streptophyta, Magnoliopsida, Poales, Poaceae. Gene Ontology annotation, cellular component: nucleus; cytoplasm.